ACUGUUAUUUUGGCUUUUUGGUGCCGACUCUAUUCCAAAUUAAUUUAUUUGUUAUUGCCGCUCCGUUUGGACUUGUUUGUCAACUUUUUCGCAAUGUCUAUCUACGCCGAUGUGCAAAAAGGACCUGCAAUUGAGGUUUUCGCCCUGACGCAGGCUUUCAAGGACGACAGCAAUCCCAACAAGGUCAAUUUGUCGGUGGGCGCUUACAGGACGGAUGCUGGAGUGCCGUGGGUUUUGCCUGUGGUCCGCAAAACUGAAAUCUCCAUUGCCAGCGAUGAGGCUCAGAACCACGAGUAUUUGCCAGUGACUGGUCUCGAUACGUUUACAACUGCGGCCACGGAAUUGGUACUGGGUGCUGAUUCCCCUGCCAUCAAGGAGAAUCGAGCCUUUGGAGUGCAGACCAUCUCGGGCACGGGAGCCCUGCGUGUUGCCGCCGAUUUCCUGCACACACAGCUUAAACGCAACGUGGUGUACUACUCGAAUCCGACAUGGGAGAACCACCACAAGAUUUUCUCGGAUGCGGGCUUUACCACCCUGAAGUCGUACCGCUACUGGGACCAAAACAAGCGCCAGCUGGACUUCAAGAACAUGCUGGCCGAUCUGGAUGAGGCUCCGCCCGGUGCUGUGAUUAUCCUGCAUGCCUGUGCCCACAAUCCCACCGGCAUUGAUCCCACGCAGGAGCAGUGGACCGAGCUGGCCAACUUGCUGGAGAAGAAGAAGCUCUUCCCGCUGUUCGACUCGGCGUACCAGGGAUUCGCCAGCGGGGAUCCGGACCGGGAUGCCUGGACUGUGCGAUACUUUGUGGAGCGCGGCUUUGAGCUCUUCACCUGCCAGUCGUUUGCCAAGAACUUUGGCCUCUACUGCGAGCGUGCUGGCAAUCUUACGGUGGUGCAGAAGCAUGGAGCCACCAAGGCGGCGGUUCACUCGCAAAUGACUCUGCUCAUUCGUGGCCAGUACUCGAAUCCGCCAGCCUACGGUGCCCGCAUUGUGUCCAAGGUGCUGAAUACGCCGGAGCUGCGCAAGGAGUGGAUGCAGUCCAUCCAGACCAUGUCGAGCCGCAUUCGUGAGAUGCGCAAGGCUCUGCGGGACAAGCUGGUGGCCUUGGGAACGCCCGGCAACUGGGACCACAUAGUUAACCAGAUCGGCAUGUUCUCGUACACCGGGCUGAACGAGAGCCAGGUGCGCGUCCUGAUCAAUGACUUCCACAUCUACCUGCUAAGGACUGGAAGGAUCAACAUGUGUGGCCUGAACACGGGCAACAUUGAGUACGUGGCCAAGGCCAUCCAUGCCGCAGUUACCGGAACAGGAGCCACUGCAUCCUGUCCCUGUGACAACAAAUUGUAAAGGGCACCUAUCGAUAGGCUAUUUAAAGAGUGGGCUUGAGAUUUACCAAGCUCUUCACCAUUAGCAUUUAAAUCAAACCAACAGAAAUUGCAAUUACUAAACGUUUAUACACGGCUUUUACAUGGAUAUAUAUUAUACACUUGAUUUGGUCAAAAGAGUUUGGAUUGGAUAGCUUACAAAUUGUGCACAAUUGAAAAGGCCGUCAGAGAUUGGUUAAACAAUGUUUAGCUUAGUAACUAAAUCUUUAUUGACUUGUGUGUAGAACUUUGUUACAACGACAAUAACAUUACUGAAGUAUUUCAAA
Drosophila elegans is the source of this 1648-nucleotide messenger RNA. It is a transcript of the gene Got1, whose product is annotated as aspartate aminotransferase, cytoplasmic. NCBI's taxonomy places the organism in Eukaryota, Metazoa, Arthropoda, Insecta, Diptera, Drosophilidae. The record is from RefSeq and is a predicted model, not a curated record. Gene Ontology annotation, molecular function: pyridoxal phosphate binding; L-aspartate:2-oxoglutarate transaminase activity. The transcript has 4 exons. Bases 94 to 1344 code for a protein of 416 amino acids. Gene Ontology annotation, cellular component: cytosol. Gene Ontology annotation, biological process: L-aspartate biosynthetic process.